Effrenium voratum is the source of this 3576-nucleotide messenger RNA. The record is from the annotation of a GenBank genome assembly. NCBI's taxonomy places the organism in Eukaryota, Dinophyceae, Suessiales, Symbiodiniaceae.
AUGCUGGGCGCACAUCGGCGCCCGCCUUUGGAGGCCGGCCGCCUCUAUGUCGUCCUAAGCUUGGCCGAGGCGGAGACCGUGCGGAAGGUGAUGCACGCACGUGCGAUGGAGAAGCCGGAAGGCUACGUGCUGUCGUUGCGCUGCGUGGGCCACGGCACCGGCCGCACCUUGGACGCCACGUGCCCCUUCCCGGAGCCGGCGGAUCACCAGCUGCUGAUGGCCAUGCAGGCCUCGCGCUUCUUGGACUGUCAGACCUACUUUGAGGACUACUGCAUCCCCAUCAUGCUGCGAUCAGUCAUGAAAGACGCAGCCUUCCGGAGGCGCAAGUGGUUUGAGGGCACGGGGGCAUCUUUGGGGUCUUCCAUGCACUGCGACGAGCUGUGCCGCGCGUUGAAAACGCAGCCGCCAUGGUACCGACUGCCAGCGGACAUCACGCCGCUGCUGUCUGCCGACACCGAGGAGUGCGAGGCGGCGCUGCGAAGGUUGGCCCCGGGGCCGCUGGGCUUGGACACGGAAUGGGCCGACAGCAAAGGCACCGUGGCGCUUCUGCAGCUGGCCACCCGCCAAGGCUGCCUGCUGAUUCAGCUGCCCAAGCUUGAUCGGUUGCCACCCAGCUUGCAGUCGCUGCUGCUCUGUGAGGACUACGUGAAAUGCGGCGUGGGCAUUGCCCAAGACCUGCGACUGCUGGAGCAGCAGUUCGCCCUGCGCAGCCGAGGCGCGUUGGAGUUGCAGCACCUGGCGGUCAAGUACAACCACACGGACCACGGUUUGGGCCUCGCGGCGCUGUGCCGGUCUUUGCUCAAUCGCCGGCUUGACAAGCGCACGGAGCUGAGGAGAUCUGAUUGGACAGGUGAGCUGUCGGUGGAGCAGAUUGCCUACGCCGCCGGCGAUGCCUUCGUGGCGGUGGAGAUCCUGGAGGAGCUGCAGUCGCGGUACGCACCUUGCGGAACGCUCCGCGAGUGGUGCGGCGACUUUGUGGACAAGCUGCCGAAAGGCCGCAGCCUGGGCCAAGCCAAAACGAGGUCCAGGGAGAAGGCCAAAGUGGUGCACGCCCCGAAGCGCCAGACCGAGCUGUAUGGGGGGUGCCGGCUGCUGUCGCCCGCUGGCCUUCACCUGGCGAACGUCUCCAGCGCCAAGGCGGCCUGGUACGUGAGCAUGGGCCUGGGCCGGCGCCUGGACUCCGCGGAAGAUCGGGUGGUGGUGCAGCUGAACUUCGAGCCCAAGGGGGUGGGCCACGCGGGGGACCAGUUCUACCUGCAGAUCAUGGAGAACCAGUGUGUGGGCUGCGGCUCCAAAGAUCACCUGGUCCGCUUCUCCAUUGUGCCCCACGUCUUUCGCGCCCUGCUGCCCCGGAGGUUCAAGGAGCACUCCAGUCACGACAUCGUGCUGCUGUGCCACAGUUGCUACGUGCCAGCCUCCGACGCCGCCCAGACCUUGCGGCGGCGGCACCUGAGCUCCUGUAACCUCUCGGACCCCAGCACGCCGGGAGUGGCGGGGCGCUUCAGGAUCGACCAGCAAAAGCUACGUGCCCGGGGUGCUGCGGCGGCUUUGCAGUGCCCAUCUCUGCCGCCACCGGUGCGCGAGGCCAAAGAGGCGGUGAUCCGCGAGUUCCUGCAGAAAGCCCCAGGAGAGCCGCUCAGCGCUGCGGAGCUGAGCAGCGCCCGCGCUUUGGAUCCCAAGGUGGCGGUGGAGGGCUACCAGUCCCCGGAGGCCAGCUGCGCGCAGCAGCUGGGCUUCGCCUCGGAGGACCCGGACCUGGAGACCAGGUGCUUCAACUUUGUGCUGACCUGGCGCCAAGCCUUCCUGAACGCCGUGCAGCCUCGGCACCUCCCGGCCGGCUGGAAUCUGCACCGGAGCAUCCGCAAGCAUGCCGCCCAGAGCUGCCGGCGUCGCUUUGGACGGUGGCAGGAGCAGCCAGUGGCGGAGAUCCUGACCCUGGACAGUGACCUCUCCUUACUGGAGGAGGCGAGCUUGAGCGUGACACUGCGGGAAGCUCUCAGUGGUAAGAACCUGAGCAUCCGCGGCGCCUUCGACAUCUUCGAUUCAGACAAGAACGGCUCAUUGGACAUGGUGGAGACCUGGUCCGCCCUCUACCACUUGGGCCUUCGAGGCAUCUCCGCGGCCCAGGUGGUGCGGUUCUUCGAUCUGAUGGACGAGGCCAAGGUGGGCCGCGUGGGCUUCCGGGAGUUCCACAACUUCGUGGAGGCAGCCAUCGAGGAGAAGACGCAUCAUCUCCCAGCGCUCUCUCGGGUGGUGUCCGAGGAGCCCGAGCUGGCGCACGCGCCGCCGGCGCUGCGGCGCGUGCUCUCCAGCGACCCCAGCCCGCAUCCGCCGAUGCCGCGGCAGACCUCGCCUGCGGUGUCACCGGUGCCGGAGGGCAGCACCUUGAAUCUGCCGCUGCAGCCGCCGGACCUGGCGCGGCUCACGUCCGGCCCCGGUGGCCCCGGGCCGGGCCCUGCGCUGGCGCGAGGCGGUACUGUGGGAGGACCGCCGCUUCUGGGGAGGCAUUCCUCCUUUCAGGCAACGGCCACGCUCUUCUCGGAGCCGCGGUUCAAGGAGGAGCUGGAGCUGGCGCGCAAGGCCUUCGCAGACGCGCGUCGAGAGGCGGAGGCGGCGCACGAGCAGAAGUACACCGAGGAGUUGAGGAUCAUCGAGGAGAAGCAGGAGGAGGAGGAAGAGAAGAAGCUGGGCUCCAACCCUUCCCUGUCGGAGGCCGGGGAUGCUGCGGAGUGGUCCUUCCAGCGGUCCCGGCUGCCCGCACACUGCCAGACCGUGCCCAAGCACCGUUGCGACUUCGAGGUGGACCCAGACGCCUUGGUCCCGGAUCGAAAGCGCUGCAUCCUGCAGGCGGGCGCCUCAUUGGAGCUGCCGAUGCCCACGGGGCUCUCGGUGGGGAAGGGCGCGCGCCCCUCCUUAGAGGCCUACAGCUUGACCGUGUUCUUCCAGCUGCCCAAGGACUGGUCCAUGGAGCGCGGGAGCAUCACCCCGCUGCUGGACUUCCCUCGGGCUGAGGAGGCGAUGUGGGGCGAGCCCUCCGCGCAGCUGGUGGCGCUGCACGACGGCCAGCUGGCCCUGCGCUCCGUGGGCGAUGAGGACUUCAAGGUGAAGGCCAAAAAGGAAGAGGAGGAGAACCAAAAGAAGAAAGAGGCACGCAAGGAGGCGGAGAAGAAGAGGAAGGAGGCGAUCAAGGCCGCCAAGAAGGCAAAGCCUAAGAAGGCUGAAGCUGAGAAGGCCGAUGGAAAGACCGACGACGAUGACAAGAAUGCCAAGACUGAAGAUGCCAAGACCGAAGAUGCCAAGACCGAAGAUGCCAAGACCGAAGACGGCGACAAGGCGUUUGAAGCAGCUCAAAGCCCAUGGUUUGCUCUCGAAUAUGAGACGGUAUCAUCGGUUUGUGUUGGGAGAAUGCUGGGCGCUUUUCCCACCAUCAACGUGAACAGAGAGCGGGUUAGUGCGCAUGGCGAGAUGCAGUGGUCAUUGCAGGAGAAGAAGGCCGAAGACAAGAAAGAUGACGGCGACUUCCGCCUACUCCCUUCGGUUGGAACUUGGUACACAGGCCAGUUGUCCAGGAGUUAG